AUGAAUCAACAAUUUAGCGUAGAAUACUUGAGAAUCAAUCCUUAUCGUUACCGUAGAUUACCAUCACUUAAUGCCACAGGCAGUCAAAUUUUCAAGUACAGAGAGAGUUAUAGGUUAGUCUCUCUUAGGAAAUGAUUACCUCGAGAACUAAGAAGAAUUUAGUAAAACCGAAGUUGGUAUACAUGCUUAUUAUUCUCUAAGCAAGCUUUAUCACAUAAAAAAGAGGAUAGCAAGAAUUUCUAUCAUCAUUCUACUAUAUAUAAUGUAAGAGAGUUUAAGGAAUUGAGUAAAGUUUAAGAGUAAGUUUAUUUUCUUACUUUUAGCUAUCAAGAGAAUAAUCUCACUAAAUACAAUGAAUUGUAAACUAAAAUUAUGGUUGCUGAUUUCAAAAAAAAAGUAGAUGCAUUCCUAUCAAAAAAUAAUUAUAAAACCAAUAUGGUUGGUAGUAAAAUAACCUCAUCAUUACAUGAAUUGGAAUCUUUUCAAUCAACCAAUAAUGAAGAGCAGUUAAAUAAAUCUCUUUGUUCCAAUAAGUAUACUAUUCGUACUGAAUGUAAAUAGUAAUCCUAAUUAUUUUAGAUAAAUCAUUGAAAGCAACAGAGAUACUUGUUAUAAGUAAUAAUAAGGUUGUUUCUAGAUAAAUUAUAUCGAGUGAAUUAAUACAAUAGAGAUUACUAAAAUAAAUGGAGCAUUUUCUAAAAGAUGAUAGAUACAACUAUGAUUUAAAGUAUCCAUACAUAUGUAUAAAUAGGAUGAAAACAAUGAUUGAUUAAUAUGAAGAUAUUGUGAAGAGGAUUAAAUAAUAAGCAUAUACUGUUAAAAUUCCAUAGAGUUAUCAAAUUUAAAUGAGUGACUACAAUGAGUUUUAUUACAAAUAAGAAGAAUAAUAAAUUCCUUCCUUUAAUGUUAAAUUAGAUCUCUUGGCUGACUAAAUAAUAUAGGAGAUUUAGUAAUCAAGAGAAUCAACACCAUAAAUGUAAAGUCAAAUUAAUGAAGUGUAACAAGAAGAGAUUUCCCCCUAUAUUGAUAUAGUAGUUAAAACAGAACCUAUAUGUAUAAAAGAGGAAGAGUCUCCAAAUUAAGUUGAUUGGACAAAUGAUUAAGUACGUGAAAGAAAAAUAUCACAAAGAAAAGUAAAACCAAGAAAAAAAUAAUAAUAAUAAUAAUAAUAAUAAAAUGAAUAAAUAUUAGAUAUUAAUAAUCCUAAAUCUUAAUAAUCUAGUUAAUCAGAAUUAUCAGAUGUGUCCUAUACUCAAUAAUUUCAUCCUAAAAAAGAAAUUAGAGAAAAAAAGAAUAGUUAAUAAAAUACUUAACCCAUAUAAUAAAUUCAUAUAGAUAUUGUACCUGAUCAUCACCAGUAAGUUGAAGUAAUUCAAAAUCAACACUAUUUAUAGAAUACAAAUAAAAAACAUUUAAAUAUUGAUAAACAUAAAACCAAGGUUCAUUCAAGAAAAGUCACAGGAGAUACUGUUUAAUAAAGAUAAACUCAUAUUCAUUUAGAAAUUCCAAAAGAAUAAAUUUUAGACACUCUAAGUGAAAGGUCUCACGAUGAAACCUAACAAUUAGAAGAAAUCUAACCUAAAAUCUAAGAAUAAAUAAAAUAAGAAUUGGAAAUUUAAUAAACUGAAAAAUAAGAGAUUGAAUAAUAAGUUAUUGAAGUUCAAAAUGUUUAAGAAAUAGAAAAAUAAGAAUUAGAUUCUAUCUAAAAUUAAUAAUUUAUUAAACCUGUAUCAAUCAAUAAACAGUUACACAAUUCUGAAUAAAGAGAUGCUGUAGAAAUCUGGGAGGAUACUAAAUCUACAGUUAUAAAAAUAAAUCCAAAAAUUAAACCAGCUUUAUAAGAAAACAAAAAAAAUGAAUAGUUAUAAAAAGAAGAUAAUCACUCUAAUUAAUAAUUUAUAGAAAAUAAUAAUUUAAUUUCAAGAAAAUCUUCAGAGAAUUAAGAACAAUAAUAAAUUUAACAAGAAAUUGUUAAUUAAAAUACAUUAUAACUUAAUCCUCCUCUGAAUAUUAUAGAACCUAAAGAAAUAAAGUAGGAAUCUUAAACUAAAUAAUUACAAUAAGAAAAUAAAACAACUAUUAAAAAUUAAGUUGAAUCAUAAAUAUAAACAAAUUCUAUUAAAAUAAAAGAAGGAAAUGUGACAUAAAAAAUAAAAGAAGAAGAUUUUAAUAAAAUAGAUUACGAAUAAAUUAUCAAUGAAAAAAUGAAAUUAAUUGAACAAAAACUGUAAUAACCAUGUCUUGAUAUCAUUGAUAUAUUAUUAGCUUCGGAUAUAGUAUAUAAUGUAAGCAUUGAUAAAUAUAAAAUUUCCAAAUCCUACAAAAAGAAAGUUAAUCAUCCAACAUUUAUGUUUCAAUAAAAAGAUGAAGAAGAAGUCUUUGUUCAUUAGUAAAUUCUAAAAUUUAUUUAGGGUUAUUUGGAAACAUGAAGUAUAAGAAGUAAUACCAAAAAUGUAAAAUUUAAAUAAACAUUUGGAGGUCAUAAUAGAUGAAAAUGAUGACCUCGGAAGAAAUAGUUUGUAAAAUAUAGAAUAAUUAAAUGAAGAAUCUGAUAACUGA
Molecule: messenger RNA, 2559 nt
Organism: Paramecium sonneborni
Lineage: Eukaryota; Ciliophora; Oligohymenophorea; Peniculida; Parameciidae
Source: the annotation of a GenBank genome assembly